CACCUAACUCCUUCAUAAACAAACCUGAAAAGAUCCGCUCUCACUCUUUUUCUUUCUUUUACACAGCUAAGGAUAAAGAUAAAGCUGGUUGGGUUGGGGGUUUUUUGUGUGUGUGUGUGGGGGAGACAGAUGUUCUAGCAGAAAUGGCUCAAGCAACAGAAAGGAGAGUAGAAAGCUCCACGUCGGCUUUCCCUGAAAUCAUCGAGCUGAAUGUCGGCGGCCAGAUUUACGUUACGCGGCACUCAACUUUACUCUCCGUGCCCAACUCUUUACUCUGGAGCAUGUUUAAAGAGCACAACUCGUCCCAGCUGACCCGGGACAGCAAAGGGCGCUACUUUAUAGACCGGGACGGAUUUCUGUUCCGCUACAUCCUGGAUUACCUGCGCGACAAGGACCUGGCGCUGCCCGAGUACUUCAAAGAGCGAGCGAGUUUGCAGAAAGAGGCUGAGUUUUUCCAUCUCCCCGAUCUGGCACGUCGUCUCCGGCCUCCUCAGGUCAGUAAGGAGAACUCUAUCGGGGAUGAGGCGUUUCACAGCGACCCGGAGGAAGCAGCGGUGUCGUGCGCCCUCGCCGGUGCCAGUGCCAGCGGCAGCGCAGCCAUCGGGCCGCGCUCUCCGACUCUGGAAGCGCGCAAGUUCGGCUACAUCACCAUCGGCUACCGCGGCUCGUACACGAUCGGACGCGACAUCCAGAACGACGCCAAGUUCCGCCGCGUCGCCAGGAUUACCGUGUGCGGCAAAACCUCGCUCGCCAAAGAGGUGUUCGGCGACACGUUGAACGAGAGCAGGGACCCCGACCGCCCCCCGGAGAGGUACACGUCCCGCUAUUACCUCAAGUACAACUUUCUGGAGCAGGCGUUCGACCGGCUGGCCGAGGUGGGCUUCCACAUGGUGGCGUGCAACUCCACAGGGACGUGUGCGUACACCAGCAGCGACCCCAAUGAGGACAAAAUCUGGACCAGUUACACCGAGUAUGUGUUUUGCAGAGAGUGAGGCGAAGUGGACCUGCUAUUCUGGUGUUGUUGUUGGAAACAGUGCCUAUUUCCAGCAGUUUAUAGCACAGCUGUACGUGUACUCUCAGAAAUGAAGGGCUUCUCAGCUCCAGUUCUGAGGACCCACGAACACCAUGACAAGCCAGAUCGACUACUUUCAUGAGUCAGAAGUGUGUCAGAAGUGGGGAGAAAUUGAGAACCACGGGUGAUGCACGGAAAUGAAGUUCGGAGGAGAUUCCAGGGCCGCAGGACCUAAGAAGACCCAAGGGAAGGAAAAUUGUUCAGUGUGUUAACCUGGCAGGGUGCCAAAAAUCUCUCCUCCUGCCUUAAAGUAUUUAAACGUAAAUCACAUCCACUUUAUUAGACAAAGGAUGCGUACUGCAGGUACUAAUGAUGUACUAAUGAGUAUACCACACUAUUGAGAAGAAAUGAUACAGUUUAGUAUCUUUAUUAUUUUUUUUUUUUUUUUGCCCUUGGUACAGCUCAGUACCUGUUUUUCCCAGUUUAGGCCUUGUAGAUGUGUGAUAAUAUCAGUCCACACCGAUUAGCAUAAAUACGUAGUGUGUUUGUCAGAAGUUUAAUGAUUAGCGAGCGUCAGCAGCCUUUGGCACUCGUGUUAUUAAGGUUAAACGAUUCAGCAAGGUUUGGUAAGAAUGCACAGGAAAAACCCUCUCAUGUUCUCAUAAGACAUGCAUGCAGGCAUGUCCAGACUUAGGUAGUUUCAGUUUGUCCAGGCAUGUGCAGAGAAUGUAAUGUUACCAGUUUGAGAAGGAAUGUGACUGAAACGUGGAGACCUGUUGCCUGACACGGAGGACAUGGAGGACACUGCUCCUCUUUAAACGCACUGCCAUUUCAUCUUAACAUCCCACUGACUUCUUUCCCGGUCGUUGUCCUUUUCUAAUCUCUCCCACUGGAUAUAUUUUUCCGAGUGGCGGCUGUCACUGUCUCACGGUGUUUUUCGAUAACCAGAGCUUCGGCUUCCUGUGUGAUGUAAACAGUUUUAGCUCACAUUGAAAUGGGUUUCCAUUUUGCUCUGCCAGAUAGCAACAGGACCCUAAAGAUAAGGCUGUUUCUGUACUAAACAACAGCUCUCACUCUGAAUUUUUAACCGACUCUUUCCGAUCUGAGCUAAAUGAUGUGAUUUGUUUCCUUUGCACUUGUAUAUUUGAAAUUCCUCAUGGUUUUCUUGUAUGACUGAAACAAUAAACUAAAUUUAAAAAGG
Molecule: messenger RNA, 2213 nt
Organism: Ictalurus punctatus (channel catfish)
Lineage: Eukaryota; Metazoa; Chordata; Actinopteri; Siluriformes; Ictaluridae
Gene: kctd12.2
Product: potassium channel tetramerisation domain containing 12.2
Exons: 2
Coding region: 144-992 (282 amino acids)
Biological process (GO): protein homooligomerization; regulation of G protein-coupled receptor signaling pathway
Cellular component (GO): postsynaptic membrane; presynaptic membrane
Molecular function (GO): protein binding
Source: RefSeq, a predicted model, not a curated record